Messenger RNA from Oldenlandia corymbosa var. corymbosa, 2772 nucleotides. Lineage: Eukaryota; Viridiplantae; Streptophyta; Magnoliopsida; Gentianales; Rubiaceae. The record is from the annotation of a GenBank genome assembly.
AUGAUGAUGAUGAUGACUACUAAUACCUUAUCUGUAAUCACCGCCACCGUCGCCGCCACCGCCGCCGCGGCGGCGACAAGUGCAAGACGGAGGGGAGAAGAGAAUAGCAUUGUUUUGAGAGUGUUAUUGUGUAAGAAGAAAAGUUGCGGUAGGGUUCGGAUCACAAAUGUGGAAGGAACAACUGCAACUGCAAUGAUUAAGAAACAUGGUGAUGAUGAUGAUGAUGACGACGAAGACCCUUUUAAGAAGUAUCUACACUACUUUGAGACUUGGGAUGACCCUGCUUCGGAUGAGGAACGGGAUCCGAUGGAGUCCUUUCCUGGGCCACUCCAUGAAUUGGACGGGAAGAUCCGCAGGGCUGAGAGACGUUUUAAUGCCGCAAUGACGCCAAUUCAGCGCUUGAGCUUUGCUACACAUCCAAAUAGGCCCACGUUUGUUGAUCACCUUUCUAUGGUUCCAUACAGAGUAGACCUCGGAGAUGAAGCUAAUGAUCCCCCAAUCCUGACAGCUCUCGGGAUGAUCAGAGGUGAACUUUAUCCAGCCAUUAUGACUGUUUUGACAAUCUUCCGUGGUCAACACUACGUGUUCAUUGGUUAUCAUCAUAAAGCUGCUAGUAACAUGACUACUUCCCAACAAGAAAAGAGGAAGAAAAAGAAUCGUAGGAACAAAAAGGAGAAGAAUAUUAAGCAUACUGUUGCCAUCCCGACUCCACGUUGCUACAAAAGGGCUUUGCUAAUGAUGAAAUAUGCUGAACGUUAUGGUUUCCCCAUUGUCAAUUUUGUUGACACCACAAGUGCAUUUCCUGGUUUAGAAUCCGAGGAACUUGGACAGGAAGAAGUAAUAACACAUGACUUGAGGGUAAUGUUUGGCUUGAAAGUUCCUAUUAUAACCAUAGUGACUGGAGAAGGUGGUUCAGGUGGUGUUCUUGCAAUGGCUUGUGCCAACAAAUUACUAAUGAUGGAAAACUCUGCAUUUCAUGUUAGGAGUUUGGAAGCGUGCAGUGAGAUGAUGCAAAAAUUAUCCUCAGGAGCUCGAGAGGAAGCUGAAAUGUUGAGCAAUGUUACCACUCCAGAACAUUAUAGGCUUAGGAUUGCAGGUGGUGUCAUUGAGGAAGCUCAUGGUGGGGCUCAUUACAAUCCUUUAAUAAGUUCUCUCUUUAUUUUAAUGUCAAUUCGAAAGGUUAUGAAGGAAUUAAAACAAAUGGAUGCUGCAGAGUUGAUUAGCCACCGUAUGCUCAAAUUUCACGAAUUAGGAGAAAAGCCAGCUCUGAUAAAUGUGCAAAAGACAGCUGUUGAGAUAGAAUCUCAGCUUGAAGAACUAAAGAUGAAAAUCAUAAAGGCCAAAGGAAUCGUUGUUCCGACACCAACCCAUUGGGAAGCUGAAAAGCUGAGCAGUGUUACCGCUCAAGAACAUUAUAGGCUAAGGAUUGCAGGUGGUGUCAUUGAGGAACCUGAUGGUGCGGCUCAUGACAAUCAUCCAAUAAGUACUGUCUUUAUUUUAAAUGCAAUUCGAAAGGUUAUGGAGCUUAGGUAUCUCAUUGUUCAGGAUGACAUUUGGAAUGUUGAGGCAUGGGAGUGCAUAAAGCAAUCAUUUCCUGAUGACAACAAUGGAAGUCGGAUUAUUUUCACUAGCCGGAUUCAUAAUUUUGUGUCACAAGCAAAGCCGAUCAAUAGCAGUAUCCAUCCUCUUCGGCCACUUUCUGAUGGGGAGAGUUGGGAUUUAUUGGAAGGGAAACUAUCGCGUCACCAUGGCUUCCCUCUUGAUGAAGAACUAUCAAAUAUAGCUAAACAUAUUGCGAAAAAUUGUAAAGGGUUGCCUCUUUCAGUGGUUUUAGUUGCGGGUAUUCUAGCAGGAAAGGACAGAGAAUUCUGGAAGCAUAUUGAAUGUGGUACAAGUUCACAAGCUCUCAGUGAAGAGUUCAUGGAUGCGAAGACUAGAGAUGAAAACAUUCUACCUUGGGUGAAUGACAAUGAUGUAGUUGCUUCUGGUUCUUCCCAAAAUCCCGGAAACUCAGAGAACUAUGUUGGCCUGUGCAUUGAUGCACACCGGACCAAGUUUGUUGAUAUCAAAUCUACAAGUCCAUUCAUCCGGUCUCUAGUUCUCAUUCGUGGUCAAUGGUACACGAAUGCAUGUCUUUCGACCAUUUUUAACAGCUUUAGACUUCUAAAUGUGUUGGACUUGGAGAGCAUUGUUAUUGAUGGCCCUUUUCCUGAAGAGUGGCCUGACUCAUCUCGAAUCACUGAAUGUGGAAGGCCGUGGCGUAGCGUGAAAUGGAAUAGAUUCCUAGCUUUUCCGUGUAGCCUCAAAAAAUUGACACUGGGCAGCUUCUACUUUCCCUGGAGUGAAAUCUCAAUGAUGAAGGAGUUGCCUAAUCUGGAGGUGCUCAAGUUGAGAUGGAGUGCAUUUUCAGGAGAAAGUUGGCAUGUGGAAGACGGCGAGUUCUUGAAGCUCAAGUACUUGGAACUCGAUCACUCGGACAUUGAAGAAUGGAGUGUCGAAGAUGAUCCAUUCCCUAGCCUUGAACAGCUUAUACUGAUGAAAUGUACCCGGCUUGUUGGGAUUCCAUCCUGUUUAGGUUACAUUACAACCUUGAAAAAGAUAGAGAUGCAUGAGGGUGACCGAGCCUCGAGUUCUGCCAGGGAAAUUUACAAAGAACAGCAAGAUAUGGGAAAUGAUUUCCUCGAAGUUGUGAUUGAUGGAGAAUCGCCUGAUUCGUCUCGAAUCGCUCUGAAUGUGGAGCGCGAUAUUAUGGUACCCAAAUUGCCUGGGUAA